AUGCGAAUUUUCGUGAAUCCGCCUCCUUACAAAGUGGAACCAAGAAGGAAGUCAGCAUUUGCCAGAGGCUCUGUCUACUGGUUAGAAGUAAGGGCAAGUCACAAUCUACUAGCGUUGGAUCUUCACACCGAAGAGUUUCGCGAUGUCACUCUUCCGCCGAUUCUUUACGAAGCGAACCAGCUAGUGAACCUUGAAGACCGCCUAGCCAUAGCCACACCAUAUACAGAGCCUGAGUGGAAAGUAGAGAUAUUGAUCAUAGAUGAACAAGUGGAAACAUGGAGCAUGGCUUACUCCAUAGGUUUAGCCAACUGUGGAGUCACUUCCCGUCUACCGUGGAAUGUCUGGUUCAGGCCUGUGGGUGUUUGUAAGCAAGGGAAUUUUUUCUUCCAUGACAAUGAGAAGAGGCUCUUCAGAUAUCAACCAGAGACAGACGUGGUUCGUUGCAUCGCUAGAGAGAUCUGUGUCGUGUCUGGUUUUGUUGAGAAUGUUGUCUCGCUUCGUCCGUCUGUUGGUUCAGAGACGUCAGAGUGCAGAUGUGGGUUUCAGUAUCAAGACCUGGUACACAAUCAAGAUCACGUGUCUAAGAUAGACCGAAAGUUUAGUUGGAUCAAAUUCCCACUGCUUACCGGCUUAGUGUCUCUACUCAUUUUCCGAUAUUUUGCUGGUUCGUCUAGGUCUUGA
This is a messenger RNA of Microthlaspi erraticum, 681 nucleotides long. NCBI's taxonomy places the organism in Eukaryota, Viridiplantae, Streptophyta, Magnoliopsida, Brassicales, Brassicaceae. The record is from the annotation of a GenBank genome assembly.